Molecule: messenger RNA, 3311 nt
Organism: Hydractinia symbiolongicarpus
Lineage: Eukaryota; Metazoa; Cnidaria; Hydrozoa; Anthoathecata; Hydractiniidae
Product: mucosa-associated lymphoid tissue lymphoma translocation protein 1-like
Exons: 1
Coding region: 969-3110 (713 amino acids)
Biological process (GO): proteolysis
Molecular function (GO): cysteine-type endopeptidase activity
Source: RefSeq, a predicted model, not a curated record
AAUAUUUUUACUGCUGUUUCUAAUAAGCCUUGUAUAUUUCACUGCGUUUGUCUACCAUAUUUGUUUUUAUUUUAGCGCAAAACAGCGCGUCAUUAGAAAGUACGUAAUUAUUCACGAACGUCAAUUUUUAUUGGAUUGGGAAAUUUUAUUAAGCUUGAAUAAAGUAUUAUAAUUUUAAAGUAGUUUCGCUUUAACAAGAUCUUGCUAAGAAAAAGAGUUGUUAUAAAACGUUAAAACGUUAGUUAACGACCAGUGAAAAUUUUCGAAAUGUUACUUUUUGUAUCAAGCUUUUUAGAAAAUAUCAUACGGAAGCUGUUCAACGUCGAUCCCGAAGCAUCAAGAAAGAGAUCUGGAUACAAGAUUGUGCAGAUGUUAUUGCCUCUAUCUUUAGCUACUUUUCGUUGUGGUUUAUGAACACUCAUUAGUAAUUCAAAUAGUGAAUUUUGAGAAUAGCUUUUCACAAACAUUUAUAUGGUACAAUAAGUUAGCACAAAUAUUAAUGAUAUUUCUCAAAAAAAUAUCAAACUCGUUCUCAGAGCCCCUUACUUUAAUGUUCGAAUCCCCGUCCUAAUUUCAGAGAAGAUACAACGUGCACUGGGGACGAAAUUGAACAUUUAAAAUAAUAUUAAGUCGUACGAAAAAAGAUUUUUCAUCGUCUUCUCUCAUUUAUAAAAAAGACAAAAACCCUGGGGACGAUGGUGCAAUGAUUUAGUUAUUGUAUAUGAUUUUUUGGAAAAUAAAACUGGGAAAAUUAGUUGAAAAAAAAUUCCACUGGGAAAAUAUUUCGAGACAGUUCGUCAAUCUAUGAAAAUUGAGUUUUCUCAGUCUAUUUUGAGGUUAUUACUUUAUUCUAUUAUUGUUUCAUAGAAAAAAAUACUGGAAAAGGAUUAACUAGAAAAUAAAAUUCCCUAUUUCUCUUUUUCUUAUCAAACUAUGUUUUCUUUCAUUUCAGUAGUAAAAAAAUAAACAUGGCAGGCACGGAGUUAAUAAAAUCGCUUUCUGACAGUGUAUGUUGGAGAAUAGCGUCAAAACUAGAUCGAAAGGAAUCACCAAAUUGGAAAGCGCUAAUUGAACAAAUAAACUCAACAGCCAAGACAUAUAAUGAAAAAGCUAUUUUGAAAUUUCAACUAGCGAUAUUAAAGCCACACGGUAGCCCAACAUUACAGUUAUUAGAAGAUUUAGGUCGAAAGAAAAAAACUGUCUUGCAGUUAAUAACAUGGAUGAAAAUGUUAAAAGACUUUCCAGAUCUUGUCGAGCUGUUGGAACGUGGCGAAGAUGCUAUAAAAUUAUCAGCACCUGCCAUUAUUACACAGCCUCAAUCUGAAGUAUACGUGGUUGGCGAGAUCUUGCGUAUGUCGUUUGACGUUCGUGGAGAAAAUCCUUUAAAGUUUCAGUGGUUUAAGGGAAGCUUGGAAUUGUCAAAUCAAACCAUGCAUGUAUUAACAUUGACAGAUCUACGAAUUGAAGAUACUGGUUUUUACAUUUGUAGAGUUUCAAACGAGUAUGGGUACGUUUUUACAGAUUGGGCAAAAGUUGAUGUCUCCCAUACACCUUACCGUGAAACAUUCAAUGAACCCGUCAUCACAAUGCAUCCUCGAUCAAUGACCUAUGGAUGUGGGGAGACACUAACAUUAUACGCAGAUGCUGUGGGAAAUCCAGCACCUUUUUUGCAAUGGUUUCUUAACGAUGAACCACUGUUAGGGAAAUGUCAACGUGAGUUAACUAUACCGAAUGUAAUGCUUGGCGAACAUGAUGGUUUAUAUAAACUGAAAGCUUCCAAUAAACAUGGCUCCGCCGUGUCAUUACCAGCUCAAAUCAGCAUAGGUAAAUCCGAGCGUGUUGAAAUACCAGAUAAACCUUGUAUAGGUAGAAAAGCAAAUGUUAAGGGGCAGACGUCAGGCCGUGGGCCCGACGUUGAUGUUAACGACACUGGUGUGUCGAUCGUAGCACCUAAUAUGCCGUCGGAAAAAUUUGCCUUGGUGAUCGGUAACCAAGACUACGUCGAGCAUGACUCACUUGGUCAGCUUGUUCACCCAAUUAACGACUCAUAUGAGAUUGCAGCAGCGUUGAUGAGCAUUGGGUUCAAGGUUGUUUCACUAGUUAACUUGGAUCUUGAUUCGAUGAAAAAAGCUGUUCAGUUUUUCUGUAGUUUGCUGGAUUCUGGCUCGUAUGCUCUCUUUUACUUUGCUGGGCAUGGAUUUGAAGUCGAUGGAGAGAAUUAUUUAAUGCCUAUUAAUGCAACGAGUCAUUACAAACCAUCAGAAAACGUUUCACUUUCUAACGUGUUAAAAUCAAUGACCGGUGGCCCCGAAUUACCCAAGUUAAAUGUUUUGUUACUCGAUUGCUGCCGAACAGAACCAGACUUUCUCCGUAAGGAUCCCAUACCUAAGCUGUGGCAACAGCAACGUAAGAACGUUGUCAUUGGUUACGGUUGCUGCUCCAAAGGUCGUGUUUUAGAAUCUCCGAUGAUGAAGAAUGGUUAUUUUGCUCAAUGCUUAGCAGAAAACAUAGUCAAAGAAGUAAAAAUUGACGAUGUUUUGUUCGAAGUAUCUCGAGCAAUACAUCAAGAACGGAUAGUGGACCCAGCAACUGGCCGUACGCAGGUAGUUUACCGUCACAGUACCGUAGUAGAUGAGUGUAAACUGACUGAUCUUUCUAAAUCGCAAGCCAACUUAACCGAGAAACCACUCGAAAAGACGUUACUAUGGCAACAAGCUCACAAGGCGCCUAUGUCCCCUGUCACCAUCCUUGACAACGAACUUGGAACUGUCAAGCUGAUCUUUACAGCGCAAUUUUCGAACUGCUUGCUUAUUCAAAGCGAGGUAAAGCCGAAUCCAAACACAACAGCGUAUAGUGUAAUGUUUAUUUUACCGCAAACUAUUGGUGGAGCGCAAGUUGAGAUUAUCACGCCAGAGAAAGAUGAGAAAGUCGAAGAUAAAGUUGUGCGCAUCUCACGGCUGGAAUAUUUGGAGGGCGAUAUAAAUAUUCACGUGCAGGUGCAAUUUGAAGUCAAUGGCGUCUUGCAAAAUCAAGCGGCGUUUUAUAGAAUCACAGAGAAGCCGCUCUAUGCAAAAGUUUCUGAUGAAAUAAAGCAAUUAACAUUGAAAUAAAAACGAGUUUUAAUAAAUUUUGUAUGUGAAAAAACAAAAGAGUAGAUUUCUAUCUAAAGAGUUUGUUUUUUAUCAUUUUGGAUAUAAGAACAUUUUUGAGAGAUUAUAGGAGUAAUUUUUAUAAAAAUUUAAGAUGUAAUUCUUAAUUUAUGUUUUUAUGUUUCAAUUAAAAGGUCAAAAAUCGAAUAGUUUUCGACGUAA